Molecule: messenger RNA, 3627 nt
Organism: Sebastes umbrosus (honeycomb rockfish)
Lineage: Eukaryota; Metazoa; Chordata; Actinopteri; Perciformes; Sebastidae
Gene: trappc12
Product: trafficking protein particle complex 12
Cellular component (GO): Golgi apparatus; TRAPP complex
Molecular function (GO): protein binding
Source: RefSeq, a predicted model, not a curated record
AUGAAUACAAGGCGUGAAAGUGACUCGUUCUUUGUAGCUGUAACGAGCAGUAAGAUGGAUAGUGGGGAGGCUCCUGCUCAGCGGCUCACCUUGGACAUCACAGUGGAAGAUGGAACCAAGGAAGCCCCAAACAGACCCUCCGGAGCCAACAGCAGCCACACUCCCUCCAGAGACCACCUCGUCCCCCAGGUAGACAGCAGCUUGGGCGUGGAGUUUGCCACCCCACAGGAGGACAGCAGCGCUACGCCUUCAGAGAGCCUGAUGGACAAGCUCAACGACCAGAUGAUGGAGAGCGUCAUGAUUUCUGACUCCCCUAAUAACAGCGAGGAGGACGAUGCGGCUCCCAUCGACUCCUUUCUGGAUGGAGGAGAGGAGGAAGAGGAAGCACAAGAGACAUCAGGCGACAAAGAUGAACAAAGUGAAAUUGGACACAAUACAACUGAGAUUAAAGUUUCAACAGAGGAACAGGAGAAAAGUGGUUCUGUGGAGAAAGUGGACGAGGACACAGAGGAGCAGACAGACACACAAGAGCAAGUCACAGUCUGUGUUUCAGCUCAAGCUGACGCAGAGAGCCCAUCUGAUCUUAAAAGUGGGGAGCCAGCACCACAGGAAGCUAAAGGGACGAGCCCUAAAGACGAACCUGUGCCGGUGUGCACCAUAUUCAGCCAUGGCACCCAGCCGAAGUCCCUGGUGCCAGAUGGCUUCCAGCCCACCCUCAUCAAGUCCCCAGCUUUAGCAUGGGGAGUGGGUGGAGGAAGCGAUGGAGCAGUGACCCCCAGCAAGUUGACGGCGCCCCUCGUGUGCCAGCGCCCCAGCCUCAGUAAGUUCUUCACUGACAAUGGACAGGUCAAUCCAGCCUCUGACUUCUUUGAUUCCUUACCGCCCCCCUCCUCCUUCAUCUCUGUCAACCCAAAUGCUGAGAUGUCUCCUGGCCCCAGCCCAGCGCCCAUAGCCCCCACCCCUGAGCGCCAGCUCUCUUCCACCUCCUCCUCCAUCUCCACCCCCGGAGGACCUCUGGACUCUGGUGCUCCCACCCCUAGUUCAGUGUUCGGCCCUGCCCCUACUGAAUCCACCGCCAAGGUCCAACCUCCUCCACCCCAAGCAGCCCCAGCUCCAACCCCAGCCCUCGUCCCCGCCCCCGCCCCAGCCAUUCAGCCGCAGCCCUUCAACCAGCUUCAGGCUGUGUUCUCGGGCAGCGAUGACCCAUUUGCGACAGCGCUGAGCUUGAGUGAGGUGGACCGGCGCCAUGAUGCCUGGCUGCCAUCUGAGGAGACCAGGAAGGUGUUGAUCUCUGUGGCCACCCCAGCAGUACAGCCAUGCCUAUGUGGAGACCACAGACUCACCAUGCCUGGACUCAAGUUUGACAACCUGCAGGGUGACGCUGUAAAAGACUUGAUGCUUCGUUUCCUGGGAGAACCGGCAGCCAUGAAGCGUCAGGUCCUCACCGCCAACUCUGUGGAACAGUCCUUCACAGGCCUCAAAACGGCUCAUCGUAAGUCACUCGCUAGCAGUAAAAACUGGCGGGCUGCGGUAGAUCUGACGGGCCGGCUGCUGACAGCUCAUGGUCAGGGAUAUGGAAAGGCUGGCCAGCCAACCUCCCACACCACCGACUCACUGCAGCUCUGGUUCGUGCGGCUGGCCCUCCUCACCAAGCUGAACCUCUUCCAAAACGCUGAACUGGAGUGCGAGCCCUUUGGCAACCUGGAUCAACCAGACCUCUACUAUGAGUAAUACCCCACUGUUUACCCUGGGAGGAGAGGCUCCAUGGUGCCGUUCUCCAUGCGGCUGCUGCAUGCCGAGCUUCCCCAGUACCUGGCCAAGCCCCAGGAGGCUCUGGACCGCCUGCACAAUCUCAAAACCGUCUGCCUCGCUAUUCUGGAGAACUUGGAGAAAGGCUUGGCUGAGGAUGGCAGCAUGAUCACCCUAACACAGGAGAACAGGCAAGUGUCUCUCAAGCUGUGGAGGUCUCGCCUCAGCCGGGUCAUGUACUCCAUGGCCAACUGUCUGCUUCUGAUGAAGGACUAUGUUCUGGCGGUGGAGACCUAUCACUCCAUCAUCCAGUAUGAACCCCAGCAGAAAGUGCAGCUGCUCAGCGGCAUAGGACGCAUCUUCUUGCAGAUUGGAGACGUUAAAACAGCAGAGAGGUACUUCGUGGAUGUGGAGAAAGCCUGCCAGAUGACAGGGAACCAGCCCCGUCACACCACAUGCGUGCUGAUGAACAGGGCCUUUGUGCACCUCAGCCAGAACAACUACGGUGAAGCACACGGAUCCUUCGCUGAGGUCUAGAAAAUCGACCCAAAGAAACCCCGUUGUAAGUUUUACCACACCACAUCUUUUACUUUACAACAGCUUAAAUGCACCACAUUAAGUCAAGUAAUUAUCCAGCUGUUGUACAAGGCCAACAACAACGCAGCGGUGUGCUUGCUCUAUCUAGGCCGCCUGAAGGAGUACCUGGGCCAGCUGGAGGGCCUGGUGCAGCAGGACCCCGCACUCUACCUCCACGAGAGCGUCCUCUUCAACCUGACCACUAUGUGGCUGGAGUCGUCUCGCAGCACCCAGAAGAAGCAGGCUCUGCUGGAGGCCGUGGCCUGCCGAGGGGACAGCUUCAACACGCAGUGUCUCAAACUGGUCUAACAGGCAGGACAUGAAGUGGGAGAGGACACACACACUGCUGCAUCCAGUGUGACAGGGAAUAUAAUCUGUAGAGGAGUAGAAAGCUGUACCUCCUAUGAGAGAGUGGUUUUAGUGCUUGGUUUGGUUACCCAGAAGCAAGUUGAUACAAAAUCUUUCAGAAUUGUUUUUAUUGGAUGUCGGAAGCCCAGGUACAGGUACACAUCUUUCAGUGGGCACGGCAGACACUCCUAUCCUUCCGAAGGCUGAUCCAGUAAUGAGUCACGCAUUUACUUACAGGAUCAGAAACCGUGGCCAGCAGCUCACAUCAGCUGGUGGAUUAACAUUCUGGAGGAAAAUACCCCUACAAAAAAAAACUCCUGUGUGCAGAAGAUUUUAUUUUACAGAUGAAAUAGUUUAGUUUGACAUUUUGGGAAAUGUAGCUUAUUUGCUUUCUUGCCGUGAGUUCGAUGAGAUGAUUGAUAGCGUGUCCGUACCGUAAAUAUUAAGCUUGAGGGAAAGUUCUGUGAUAAUGCAAUUGUAAUACAGAAAGAAAGUCUUCAAAAUCCGAUCAACUGGAAGUUCCGUCUGCAGGAGUAUUCAUAAAGGAUAUGCUGUAGAUUUUGUAGGGAGGCUUAGUUUGCUCCUCCUCUCUUCUUUUUCACAUUUUUCAAAUGUUGCAUUCAUUCAAUUUGAAUCGCAGUGAUAAGGAGGUUGUUUACCAGCUUUUACCUCGCUGUAGGGCAUUUUAUUCAUUUUUCAGGGACGGCAAUAUUAUUUGCUUCUUCACUGAUUAACUACUUGCUGUAAAAACAGAAAAGCUCACCUGUAAUGGUCCCUCAAGACUGUCCCGAAGAAGAAACAGUCCAGCUCAUAACCCCCUGUAAAACCACUAAUUGUCAUUUUUACAGGCUAGCCAUUUCCCCUGCUUUCAGUCUUUGUGCUACUUAAAGGGAUAGUUCAGGUGUUUUUUGAAGUGGGGUUGUAUGAGGUACUUAUCUAUAGUCAGUGUAUUAC